CGUUACGGCAGCGCUGGCUUCGCUCCGGCUGGGGCAUCCCCGGCGGCGGCGGGCGCUGACCCGGGGUGGCCUUGGCACGGCUCCGAUCCUGACCCCGGCAGCUCCGCAGCUGCGCUUGCCCCGGCUCCCAUCGCCCGGCUGCAGCUCCCGAGGAGACAGAAAGGGCCACCGAGAGGCAGAAAGGGCCACCGAGAGCCAGAAAGGGCCACCGAGAGCCAGAAAGGGCCACCGAGAGCCACCUCUGCUCCCGCCCUGCAUCCUCUGCUUCUCCCGCCUCCCAUCGCCCGGCUGCAGCCUUCCAGGAGCCAGAUAGAAGAGCCAGAAAGGGUCACCGAGAGCCAAAAAGGACCACCGAGAGCCAGAAAGGACCACCGAGAGCCACCCUGCAUCCUGCGCUUCUCCCGGCUCCCAUCGUCCAGCUGCAGCUCCCCAGGGGACAGAAAGGACCACCGAGAGCCACCGCCCGUGCGCCCUGCGCUUCUCCCGGCUCUCAGCGCUCUGCUGCGCUUCCCGAAGAGGCAGAAAGGACCCCCGAAGAGGCAGAAAGGACCCCCGAGAGCCACCUCGCUCCCACCCCGGCUGCAGCUCCCGCCCCGCAUCCCUGCGGCUUCUCGGGCUGUGGGCAGGGUGAAGAUGAGUGCUGAAGAAAUUCUGGUGCAUGCAGUAGAACUUGGAAAAAAUUUCUGCCUCUAUUUUGACGACGACGAUGAGCUGGAGUGUGAUGCCCUGUGCAAGGAAAGGACUCUGCUGCGAGUGCUGAGGAACGUGAAGAGCCAGCUGCUGGUGGUGCGCCCCGACCUGAACGUGGCAGCCUUUGAGGACGUGACAGACCAGGAGAUGCAGUCUGGCAAAGGGAUGCACUUCAGCAUUCACUGCUACAAAAACACCACGCCCAGAGCUGGGGUGCCCGUGGCCUUCAGUGUCCAGGUGGAAAACAAGAGUUAUUACAUGUGCUGUGAGAGGGAAUGUGGAGAAAUGAUCGUGAGGUUCAAGGAAGGAGAGGUUCCCAAAGAAAUUCCUGGUGAAAGCAACAUUAUCUUUUUCAAAAAGACAUUUACAUCUUGCUGCUCCAAAGCAUUUAAGUUUGAAUACUCCAUGGAACAAGGAAUGUUCUUGGCCUUUGAGGAAGAAGGCUACUUGAGAAAAUUAAUCCUUAAGAAACUGUCAGAAGAUGAAGUGGAUGAAACCAUGAAGAUGAGUUUAUGUAAGUUCAGUCAGAAUGAAAAUCACAACCUAUGAUGGAACACUUCAACAGGUUUAAAAUACAGCAUGUUUUAUUUAUAUAUAAGAAACUUUAGUCUUCAUCCUAAACAAGUCUGUUUUAACUACUGUCAGUACUCAUUAAAAAAAAUAAAAGCAAGUUUUUGGCAAGAGGCUAAGCAUGUUUUCCAGACAGACAGAAGAGACUGGAAACAAGAAAGUGCAUGUCAAUGCAGACUUGCAGGAUUUGAUCCCUAAAAUCUUUAAUGCCUAAAUCCCUAUAAUCUUUAACAUCAACUCAACAGCUUUUGAAUGAGGUUUGGAUUUCUACAUUGCCAAACCUCUCAGACAAUGAAUUUCUCACCCAAGCAGCUCAAACACCACAUCCAGCUGCAUCCUGUGUGAGGAAACCUCAGACACUUUCCACGAGAGACCCUCAGCUUGCCCACAGGGACUUCCCCAUGACUCACCAUCUGCAGGGUCCUCCUGGCACAAAAGUAACACAAGCUGGCAUUUAACCAGACCACAUCUCCAUUCUGACCACACCACCAUCAAAAAAUUGGCCAGCUACCUGCUUUUGCUAAUAAAUAAAAUUUACAAUCCACAUUAAAAAGAAAAAAAA
Molecule: messenger RNA, 1822 nt
Organism: Haemorhous mexicanus (house finch)
Lineage: Eukaryota; Metazoa; Chordata; Aves; Passeriformes; Fringillidae
Gene: IL18
Product: interleukin 18
Exons: 6
Coding region: 634-1239 (201 amino acids)
Source: RefSeq, a predicted model, not a curated record